This is a messenger RNA of Ixodes scapularis (black-legged tick), 1123 nucleotides long. Its product is annotated as peptidyl-prolyl cis-trans isomerase B. Lineage: Eukaryota; Metazoa; Arthropoda; Arachnida; Ixodida; Ixodidae. Gene Ontology annotation, biological process: protein peptidyl-prolyl isomerization; protein folding. Gene Ontology annotation, molecular function: peptidyl-prolyl cis-trans isomerase activity. The record is from RefSeq and is a predicted model, not a curated record. The coding region runs from base 240 to 986 and encodes 248 amino acids. Gene Ontology annotation, cellular component: intracellular membrane-bounded organelle. The transcript is spliced from 5 exons.
AGUGCUUAGUUAGCUCAUGUUCAAACUAUAGCUAUAGAUAAACAAAUGCUACAGGUUGCUACAGGUACACUUCCACAUUUUGCCCAAGAGGUCACUCCCUCAACCGAAACUGCCAGAACUACCUGAUUAUCUGAGCCGGAAAUCAGAUAUUUUUAUGUUUCUCUUGUAUCCGGCGGCAUCGACCAAUCAAAAGCGUCCACGGUCCGAAAAUCUGACGCGCUUUCUUGCCGACACGCUGCAUGAGCGAAGUCCGCCUCGUACUCCCUGCGCUACACGAUCGGCGUUGGCAGGAGCGUUUCGUGUCCCUGGCCUGGAAGAAGACCCGUGCCAACAUGAAAUUCAUCAUCGGUGGUCUAGCUCUCCUCUCUGUGGUCGCUUUGGUCUACUCCGCCCAAGAGAAGCAGCCAAAAGGACCCAAAGUUACCGACAAGGUCUACUUUGACAUCACGAUAGGCGAUGAGCCCGCUGGCCGGAUUGAGAUUGGCUUGUUUGGCAAGACGGUGCCCAAGACUGUGCAAAACUUCAUGGAGCUAGCAAAGAAGCACCUAACGGAGGAGAGGGCGGCGGACGGCGGCCUGACUGGGUACAAGGGCAGCGUGUUUCAUCGAGUCAUCUCAGACUUCAUGAUUCAGGGAGGAGAUUUCACGAAGGGAGACGGCACCGGAGGUCGCAGUAUCUACGGCGAGCGCUUCGCAGACGAGAACUUCAAGCUGAAGCAUUACGGUGCCGGCUGGCUUUCCAUGGCCAAUGCCGGCAAGGACACCAACGGAUCUCAGUUCUUCAUCACCCUCAAGAAGACCUCGUGGCUCGAUGGAAAGCACGUAGUUUUCGGGAAGGUUGUCAAGGGAAUGGAUGUGGUGCGCAAGGUUGAGAAGGUCCAGACGAACAGCCGAGACAAGCCGACGAAGGAGGUCAAGAUUGUCGACUGCGGGGUGCUCACGGUGGAGACCCCCUUCGCUACUGCCAGGGCCGACGCGACCGAAUAAGUUGCCGAGGGACAUUGGGGGAACGUCACAAACGACAACACCCGGGGCGGCACUUCAUAACAUUUCCAUGGGACGGGGGGAGCCAAGUAUUUUUUCUUACUUGCUUCUAUACUGUAAAUAAAAUGUUUGUUUUCUUA